This is a messenger RNA of Fusarium coffeatum, 462 nucleotides long. RefSeq lists its product as uncharacterized. The record is from RefSeq and is a predicted model, not a curated record. The coding region runs from base 1 to 462 and encodes 153 amino acids. NCBI's taxonomy places the organism in Eukaryota, Fungi, Ascomycota, Sordariomycetes, Hypocreales, Nectriaceae. The transcript has 2 exons.
AUGGCAACUGAAGCUACUGUCCGCAAAUUCUUUGCUUCAUCUGCUUACGCAGUUGCAGGCGCCAGCUCUAACCCUGCUAAAUUCGGUCACCGCGUCUUUGCCUGGUACCUUCAUCAUGACCUGCCUGUCACUCCCAUCAACCCGGGGUCAGAGUCGAUCAAUGCGCUGAACAAGGACCAUCCUACUGUUCCUAACGUGUCAGCACUUUCAAACCCUACUCAGACUUCUCUUUCGGUCAUCACGCCCCCAGCAGCAACUCUCAAGGUGCUUCAGGAAGCUAAGGAGAAGGGUAUUCCAUCUGUUUGGCUGCAGCCUGGCAGUUUUGAUGAUGCUGUUCUCGACUUUGCCAAUGCCCCAGGAACUUUCGAAGCUGUAGUUGCUGGAGAUGGUGGCCGAGGUUAUGAGGGAUGGUGUGUUUUGGUUGACGGUGAGAAAGGAUUGAAAGCUGCAGGAAAGCUGUAG